GCGCGCGGUGCCUGCUGGGAUAGAUGCGCGCUUCCGGCUCAUCGCUCCUGGUCCACGCCGCUGCCUCCGCUCCAGCCUCCUUCCCUCCGGUGUUUCUGUGCCAGCCCGCGGCCCCUACUCACCGCCCGUCAGCAUGGCGAUGCAGGCAGCCAAACGAGCCAACAUCCGGCUUCCUCCGGAGGUCAACCGGAUCCUGUACAUCAGGAACCUGCCGUACAAAAUCACGGCCGAGGAGAUGUACGAUAUUUUUGGGAAGUACGGGCCCAUCCGGCAGAUCAGAGUUGGAAAUACCCCUGAGACCAGAGGAACAGCCUACGUGGUCUAUGAGGACAUCUUCGAUGCCAAGAAUGCCUGUGACCACCUGUCUGGGUUCAAUGUGUGCAACAGAUACCUCGUGGUUCUGUACUAUAACGCAAACAGGGCAUUCCAAAAGAUGGACACAAAGAAGAAAGAAGAACAGCUUAAACUUCUCAAAGAAAAAUAUGGAAUUAACACAGACCCGCCAAAAUAAACUGAUCUUUUUUGGAAAACUGUUUUCAAGCCCUGUCAUUGAGUUCUUGGCCUAAAUAUAGGAAUUCUUAAAGUGUAAUUUUUUCUCAUAUAAAUUUGAUAAGCUGCAAUGUGAGUCUUUAUAUCUUGAGAUUAGGAUUAAAUAAAUUGUAGAACACA
Pseudopodoces humilis (Tibetan ground-tit) is the source of this 669-nucleotide messenger RNA. It is a transcript of the gene SF3B6, whose product is annotated as splicing factor 3b subunit 6. Gene Ontology annotation, molecular function: mRNA binding. Lineage: Eukaryota; Metazoa; Chordata; Aves; Passeriformes; Paridae. Gene Ontology annotation, cellular component: nucleus; cytoplasm. The record is from RefSeq and is a predicted model, not a curated record.